GGCUUGAGCCCAGGACAACAGAGCAAGCAGACACUGGCUUUAAGGGCUGUAUACAACCCACAUAGUCAACAAAAUAGACCGGUGAUGAAUGAAAAUUUUGGAAUAAUGCUCCCUUUGAUACCACAGACAAAAGAAAAGAAGAAGUCUUCCCAGCGAGAUCUACGUUUACCUGUGCCACCUCCUAAGCCAAUCAUGGGCAGUACAAUAGAGCCUCUAGCUGUCUUGCCAAAGGCCAACAGGGUGGAUGCACAGCUUGCCCCACCUCCUAUCACAGAGGAUGAUGCCAGGAAGGGUAUUCUCAGUUUGAUAGAGAGAGGUCUUAUCCCACCAGCAGCACAGUUGACCCUUGACCCAUCCCCUGUGAAGAAUAGAAUGGUCCUACUUCACCACCCUGAGGAUAAAAAUAAACCACCCUGUACCCCAGAAGUAGCACCUACAUUAGCUGGAGUAAAGCUGGACCUGGUAACCAAGAACUACGAGUCUGUCAGUGAAACAAUGGCUAGAAUGCCUGUGAUACCACCCCACCCACAAUCUGUAGGAAGUUUGGGUAUGAGCAGGACAACGUCUGGCAAGACCCGUACCACGUCUGCUGCAUCUAGUCAGAAGGCAAAGACUCCGGCUACUAUGAAAACUUAUGAGAUGCCUAUUCAGCCAUUGAAACAAAACCUGUCAGAUCUAGUUCUUGUGGUAAGCUAGUCCUAAGUUUAAUUUCAUUUCCCUUUUAUAAUUGUUCAUAUAACAUUCACAAUAUUUGGAUAUUUUCCCACAUUAUUUUACAUUACCCACUUCACAUAUCCUAUUACAAUGUUUGCUUAAUGUAUAUUAUCAAAUGUUAAAGACCCAUAUCCCUUUCACUUAAUCAUUUCAUAUAUAUGUGCAUAUAUUCCUAUGUAUUUAUUAACCGCCUCUGUGGUCGAGGGGUUAGAGUCGAUGACUUCUAAUCCAGUUACCUCUCUGGCGUGGGUUCGAUCCGCGGGAGAUGCUUUGGUAGUUUAGCACGGAGGAAGGUAGUCUUAGUACUGGUGUAACUCUCCAGGAACGAUGGUUAGGAAACUACCUGCCUAUAUGACUGAAAUACUGUUGGGAAAAGGCGUAAAAUGAAACAAACAAACAAUGUAUUUAUUAUUUAUUGUUAAACUGACCCAUACAGCUUGCUAGUGCUCACCUAUACAUGUACUGAGUCCAGAGAAAAAGUUUAAUUUGUCUAAUGCAGUCUGUCAAGAUAAAAGAGCUUAAAUUUUGCACUCAUAAUGUUAUCAAUCUUUUUAUUGACGAUAUUAGAUCGAAUAAUGCAAGCUCUGCCACAGUUUAGAUUAUUAGGCAG
This is a messenger RNA of Ruditapes philippinarum (Manila clam), 1324 nucleotides long. RefSeq names its product IQ domain-containing protein H-like. NCBI's taxonomy places the organism in Eukaryota, Metazoa, Mollusca, Bivalvia, Venerida, Veneridae. The transcript has 6 exons. The record is from RefSeq and is a predicted model, not a curated record. Bases 85 to 696 code for a protein of 203 amino acids.